AUGAACGCGAACCAGGCGUCGCAGUCGCCGCCGCCGCCCUCCUCCUCCGACGAGGACCACCGCGAAAACAUGCUAAUCCUGACACCGGCGUCCACCAGCGUAUCCGACGAAGGCGGGGGUGAGCGGGAACGGGAUGGUGGCAGCAGCAAUAACAAGCGUGACGGCGGCAGCAGUGAUAUUGGCGAUAACGAGCAUGAACGCAGUAACGGUAGUGACCGUGACGAGAUCAGCAGCGACCGAGGAGGAGGACGUGGAGGUGGGAGCAGUGUUAGUGGAGGAGAUCUCGGCGACGAAGAGGGCAGCAACCACUACAACAAUAAUAAUGGCAAUGAAUGCGGUGGUGCUGGCGUGAUGGAUGGGAGUGCGUCUACAAUCACGGCAACAAACACAAAUACAAAGUUCGACUGGAGCACAUCUGCCGCAUAUGGACGGCGCCAGGGCCUUCUUUCACAGGUCGGGAGCUUGAGCAAGGAGCUUACAGAGCUCAAAGCAAUGAUUGCCCGGAGCACCUCCGCCAACAACAGCAUUUCAGAAGAGCAGGCAGAAGACCUGUCACGAGUCAAAGCGAACCACCGCUCAUCACUCGCAUCGCUCGCUGAGUCGCACCGAACCGAGAUGUCAACCCUCACCAGCGCCCACCAGGAGGAGCUCAAGCGGCUCGAAAAGACGCAUCUAGAAGACAUGAGGAACGCCCGACGGGGCUUUGGCUUCGGCAACGAUCUUGUCCAAGGCCUGCAUCAGAGCUACGCGAAGCAGAUCGAAUCAUUGGUCCUCGAUCUGGGUGAGGUGAGACGGCAGCUCAAGGACGCCGAGGCAUUGGCAUCGCAUCCACGGGCUGCUACGCCUCCGGCGGAUACUAACCACUCUCCAUCAAGGAGACUAGAUGUAGUUAUUGAGUUUGAAGAUCUCGACAAGGCCUUUUCGGCGGCAGAGUUGUCAAUCCCACAUCCAGGAAGGUCUUACAAAGCGGUGAGUGAACACCUUAGCCAUGCGGUCAAAAACUACUUGCAGGCCCUCAACUCGGCUGCGGAGUUCUUUACAUCUGGAUCAAAGUCCAUGGAGGCGAGGAGGAUCAGGCAAUGGAAUCAAGCUGUUUCGGGUAACAGGCUGCGGAUGAGGUUCCUCGAUGGCGACGGUAUGGAGGAAAUGUGGGAGAGCGAGCUGUGGAGGAACGACAACUUCACAUUGAGAGUGAACUGCGAGGCAGAGUUUUGGGACAGCGUCCCGGUAUUCAAUGAUGAAGAAGAGUUUGUGGAACAGCACCAUCACCAACCGCUAAAGGCGACAAGCACAGGGACAGGGACAAUGCGGUCUAGGGAGCCGUUGGGACCGGCGUCGGAGGAGCAGCUCGUGCAGGUCGAUACACCAAGCACAGUCGAUGCUUUCAAUGCUACUGUGGUGCUGGAAAGGAUUAACAGGGCACUUGGUGGGCUGGAAAUUAACAAAGAAGAUCUUCGCAAUGCGGAAGAGGAUGAUGAGAACAAAGAGAACAUCGAGCGUCCGAUGCCCAAACGACAUGUAAUGGUUGAGGAUGUGACGGAUGAGGAGGAUCACUACAAAGACGACCCUGAGGAUGAAGGUGUCGGCCUAGCGAUUUCUUCGUCGCCUGUACCGGCAACGCCCCUCGAGAAGGAGCCACUUUUGCCGGGAAAUAGUGCAAGGAGAAGUGCGGCCAAUACCAAACCACUCAGUGACGACAGCUUCCUGGAAAAUCUAUUAGGAACUGAGCAGGAGAGAGCGCGGGAAGAGGGCAAGAGAACAGGCGGUUCUAGUGGCUCGGAUUCAUGGCUGUUUGAUGAGCUGUUUUCACCUUUACCUGCCGACAAGGGGAAGGGUAAAGAGAAAAUAGUUGGACUGUUUGAAGAUCGAGCACAGGACCCCGAGAACCAGGUGGACCACCUCAGCGGUGGCAAACCAGGGUGGAAAUGGAUGCUAGCCGAUGGAAUUUAUUUUAGAGACGGACCUAGUGGGCCUUGGUUAGAGAAUCUUCGAGAGGAGGAAGAAGAUGAUAAGAUUGGGAGCGAUUGUGACCAGCCUGUAUUCUCCGAAGGGGGUGAUCCAUUGCCCGAGAAGAAAGACAGACCUUUCUUUUCCUUUGCCGAAGAGGUUGCAAGUUCUCCAGCGCCACCUCCAGCACCUCCGGCGCCUGAGCCCCGGAAGACGAGCGGUCUUUCGCCAUAUCUAAGAACUGAUAUUGAAAGCUCGGUCGAAGGUGCACGACUUGAUGAUGAAGAUUCAGAUAUCGAUGAUAACCAGCCUAGGGACGGUGUAGAUGUCGAGAACCCGUUUGCAGACCUAAAGCCCGGUCAGUGUGAUACCCCGGUCAUGGGAACAUCAAGGAGCGCUGCCUCAACCACACCUCUUCUUCGCGAUGGCAGCCCAGCUCCUCGACAGAAUCGUGGUGGCCCCUCCCUAAAGAUUCAGACUGAUACACAAAGGCCCCUACGAACCCUUGGUGACCCAUUUGUUCCGUUGCCAAAGCCUCCCCCUAAGUUUAACCUCAGUCAUCACAAGCCCCCGCAGCGAUACAGGAAUAACUACGAAUUUCAGACUGUGGAUAGGGACGACGAUGAAACAACGUUUACUAGAUAUGAAGACACGGCUUCCGAGGUUUCGGGCACCUCGGCCGACGGUGAAUGGGAAGCUAAAUACAGAGGGAAACGUGGCCGCGGGAAGGUUCCGGAAGUUUAUUGGCAUGAAAAGGCACCAGGCGGGAAUGAAUCGUUCCGAAGCAGAUCACGCUCACCACCUCAACAGCCACCAAGCAGGCCUUCGACCACAACAACAGACAGGAAUUUAGAUUAUGUUCUCCCCCCACAAAUAUAUCAACAGCCACCCAUAGGGUUGCCUAGCAGCAGUGGUGGAGGAAACAUUGGCCCUAUUCGUUAUGGUAGUGUUGGAGGCAUGCGCUCAAUGGGGCCGCUUGGGCCAGGAAACCAUAGUAUGCCAGCAGGAUAUGUAACUUCACAACAGCAAACUCAACAGCAGCAGGCACAGCAAGCGCAACAGCAAGCACAGCAACAGGCUCAGGCACAGGCUCAAGCACAGGCUCAGGCGGAUAUGUUCCAGCAGAUGAAGCUCAACGAGCUUAUGAAUGCAACUUACCUUCAACGCCCAAUUUCUAGUGGACCGUCUUCAUUUCUUGGAGGAGGCCCCGUGUAUGCGCCUAACCCACCGCUAAACUCAGCUGCAACCUUUGCCGGCGGUGUGCCGGUUAGACCAGCAUUUAUGACUAUGGGUAACGCUGAACAGAGAUUGGCAAGCGAGGGAGGGGGCGCAUGGCCAAUGAGGCCGAUGUUGAUGCAGCCGCACAUGAACCCACAGACAGCCCAUUUGUGGGCUUCAAAUGGGGAGGGCAGAAGGAGCUAUAGCACUGAUUCUUCCGGUCCGCUUUUGGGAUUGCGAAAUCCGGAGAGUUUAGGUCUCUUGCAACAGCAUCAGCAGCAGGUUGUAGCGCAGCAGCAUGCACAAGCACAAGCGCAGGCACAGGCACAAGCGCAGGCACAGGCACAGCAUCAACAUGCCGCCCAGCAGCAGGCUCAGCAACAAGCGCAGCAGCAGCAAAACAUGAUUCCUGGGUCGCUGAUGUCAUCUCAACAGGGUACACGUCCCCCUUCGACUAUGAGCAUGAGUCUUGAACAGGCAGCGUAUGGGAGCGCAUCGGGAUUGGGAACAGCUCCUUGGGCAGCAGCUUUGGCGAAUGCGUAUGGGCAACCAGGAACACCGGCAAGCGCACAUACCUUAACCCCUACGUGGUUUGCGUUGCAGCAAGCCCAUGGCCAGCAGGGCGCCGGUACGCCAGGAGGGUUUGAUGGCAUGUGGGCAGGGACCCCAAUAGCGGGUAUGCCAGCACACUGGGGUGGCAACUUUGGCACGUGA
Molecule: messenger RNA, 3879 nt
Organism: Morchella sextelata
Lineage: Eukaryota; Fungi; Ascomycota; Pezizomycetes; Pezizales; Morchellaceae
Exons: 4
Coding region: 1-3879 (1292 amino acids)
Source: RefSeq, a predicted model, not a curated record